Malassezia japonica is the source of this 1044-nucleotide messenger RNA. RefSeq lists its product as uncharacterized. NCBI's taxonomy places the organism in Eukaryota, Fungi, Basidiomycota, Malasseziomycetes, Malasseziales, Malasseziaceae. Gene Ontology annotation, biological process: carbohydrate metabolic process. The transcript has 3 exons. Bases 1 to 1044 code for a protein of 347 amino acids. Gene Ontology annotation, molecular function: hydrolase activity, hydrolyzing O-glycosyl compounds. The record is from RefSeq and is a predicted model, not a curated record.
AUGCGGUCGAGCCCUAUGGGCAUGUACUGCUUCUACAACGGCUCGGGCGACAAUGGUGACGCAGUGACGUGCUCAGAGGCGCACGGAUACGCGAUGCUCAUUGCGGUGCUGCACGGCAACCAGGCCGACUUUGACGGGCUGCUGUCCUUCUUUCAGGCCUACCGCAACAAUCAUGGCCUGAUGAAGUGGCAGGUGCGCAUGGACUCGCGCCAGCAGCUGUACGUCGCGGAGGAUGCCGAGGACUGCGCCACGGACGGCGACAUUGACAUUGCCACGGCGCUGUUCCUCGCUGCGCGCAAGUGGCCGCAUGGCUCGCAGAUGCACCCCGGCGGUGUGUACGGCGCAGAGGCUGCGCGCCUGUGCGACGCGCUGAUGGCGCACUGCAUCCACCCGUCGCUCCACGUUCCUUUGCUCGGCGACUGGUGCAACCAGGACGGGCGCGACAACCAGCGGCUCUACAACUCGACGCGUAGUUCCGACUUUAUCCUGUCGAGCUUCCUCCUGUUUCACCUGAAGCACCCCGACCCCCAUGCGCGCUCGCGCUGGCAACAGGUCCUCGAAGCGACGCUGCAGGUCGCGCUGACCCAGAUGCAGCACACUCAUACGGGCCUCAUUGCCGACUUUUUGGUAUACGACUCGCGCCAUGGCUGGCAUCCCCCGCGCGGCAAGCACCUCGAGUCGAAGUACGACGGCGAGAUGAGCUGGAACGCGUGCCGUACGCCGUGGCGCCUCGCGCACUAUUACGCCGUGAGCGGCGACCAGCGCAUCCUGCCUCUGCUCCAGGCGAUGCACCGCACGCUCCUCUCGUGCAAGUUCCCCGCGGUGCCCGCCGGAAUCCGCGUGCGCGACGGCAAGGCAUUGGUCGACUAUUCGUCGCGUGCCUACAUUGCCCCCGCGGGCUACCUGUGUUAUGCCCUGGGCGACUCGCAGAACCAGCUUGCUGCUGUGCGUGCGCUCGAUGACGAGGAGCCCGAGUACUUUGGCGACUCGAUCGACCUGGUCAUUGCCGAGGAGGCCAUGGCCGCUCCGUAUUGGCUUUCGUAG